GAUUGAUACAGGAUGUGGGGCAGUGAACACACCGCCCAGAUUUCCAGCUUCUUCCUUGUUGAAAUUCCGGAGGAGGCGGCGAUCGGAGUCAGUCUGUGUCUGUCUGAGCGCGGGAGAGGCAGACACCCAGAGCCCCAGACAGACCCCCGGAGCCCCAGACAGACCCCCAGACAGACCCCCGGAGCCCCAGACAGACCCCCAGACAGACCCCCGGAGCCCCAGACAGACCCCCGGAGCCCCAGACAGACCCCCGGAGCCCCAGACAGACCCCCGGACAGACCCCCGGACAGACCCCCGGAGCCCAGCAGCAUGACCUGGAGCGGCUACAUAGACAGCCUGAUGGCCCCGGAGGGGGUUGGGGACGUUGCCAUUCUGGGCAAGGACGGCAGCAUCUGGGCCUCUUACCCAGAGGGGAAUUUCAGGAACGUGAAGGCUGAUCAGAUUAGACCUUUACUGAGCAACCGGAGCUCACUCCUAACGACUGGCCUAACACUGGGGAAUAAAAAGUAUACUCUUGUUCAAGACCAAAUGGAUGAGGAAAGUCAAGGAUGGGUAUGCUUAAAGAGCAAAAGCAGCACACCAGACGAACCGAAAUGCAGUGCAGUGGUUUUCCAGACGAAGCAAACACUAAUUUUAGUGGAGGCCAAAACACCGGCUGUGACGGGAGGCAACUUGAUGACUCAAGUACAAAGUACUAUUGAUUUCUUGAAGCACAGUGGCUACUAAUUGUGAUGUUUCUUUGGCCAUGUGCUAAUUGUUGCUGCCUCACUAUUGCUAUAGGGAGAUCGAAGAUUCUGCAUUAUAUACUUACACACUCCCUGCUACAAUGACCCAUUUUUGUACUAUUGAUGUAUUCAUGGUAACAUUAAAAAUGCAAAAUCUA
This is a messenger RNA of Carcharodon carcharias (great white shark), 883 nucleotides long. Its product is annotated as profilin-1-like. Gene Ontology annotation, molecular function: actin binding. Gene Ontology annotation, biological process: positive regulation of actin filament bundle assembly; regulation of actin filament polymerization. The record is from RefSeq and is a predicted model, not a curated record. Gene Ontology annotation, cellular component: cytoplasm. The transcript has 3 exons. Lineage: Eukaryota; Metazoa; Chordata; Chondrichthyes; Lamniformes; Lamnidae. Bases 13 to 726 code for a protein of 237 amino acids.